UAAAACACAAAUAUCAAUUAGUCUUAGAAAUAUCAACUUUAGAUGUAUUUAACUGUUGUAUGUAGGUCAUUGAUAUACAUUGCGACAGUUGCUCUAUACAAAGCAUUUACUAUUCAUUGCUAAAACAAAACUGAUACGAGUAAGCAAACUAAACUGGCGCAGUACUUUCUGCCUAGCUGUUAUUCUUUUAAUGCUAAUACAACAUGAACAUUCUUUUGUUGUUAACUUUCGUACACCCAUUGGUAUACCAGAUAUUCGCGUUGCGAGACGUAAUGGACGACUUAUCCCAGGGAAUGGCAAAAUGUUAUGAGAGAUUAAAUGAGAAAGAGUCGAUCGUCGUAAGCGAAAGUGACAAAGAUGAGUAUCUCAAGGAAAACAGUCCCAUCAUAAACCAAUUUUACGAGUGUUCCUUUAAGGAGGGCGGUUUCGUAGAUGGCAAUAACAAAAUCGAUUUCUACCUGUUAAAAAAUGCCCUGCUGCGCGAUCCGAGUUUUUCAAAGAAGGACGUAGACAGGGCUCUUCUUAUUUGCAAAACGAGUAAAGGUGUCGAUUUAGGUGCCGAUAUCGUUAAACUGUUAAAUUGUUUAGCUCGAAAUAAAGUUCUGCAUUAA
Messenger RNA from Photinus pyralis (common eastern firefly), 611 nucleotides. RefSeq lists its product as uncharacterized. The transcript has 2 exons. The record is from RefSeq and is a predicted model, not a curated record. NCBI's taxonomy places the organism in Eukaryota, Metazoa, Arthropoda, Insecta, Coleoptera, Lampyridae. Gene Ontology annotation, molecular function: odorant binding. Bases 204 to 611 code for a protein of 135 amino acids.